AUGCUUUUGGCACCUGUGCUACUGUUGUCAUGUCAGUUCUGGAUAGCUCAUUCUGCUGGAGUUUUGCCAAAAAUCUCUUCUACAAUAGAUCCCAAUACAGCUCUCGUCAUUUUCGGGACUAGGUAUGAUUUCACAUGGCUUUAUUUCAUCUGACACGACUUUCGUAGGCACGGCAACAGAAAUCCGUACAGAUUCCUUCCUCAAACCCCUCAAACAUGGGGCUUCGAAGGAUCCAACGAACUGACAAACGUAGGUAAUUGGGUAUCAAUGGGUUCAAACUCUAAAUGUUGGAGAUUGGAAAGAGACAGAGCUACGGUCUAGGUUCUGAACUCCGAAAGUUCAUCGGGAAUCUGGUAGGAACAGUAGAAAACUUGUGAAAACAAAUACGUUCAGACAUCUAAAAAUUAUAACGCAUCCGAAGUUGUUUACUACUCGAGUCCUGCCAACCGAUGUCAAAUGACGUUGCAGGUGAGACUCUGGCGAAUUUAGACAUUUGGGUGAUUUCUCGGAAACGGAGAACUGUAAAUUCGAUCAGACAAAAAGUUCCACUAAAAAGUUCAAUUUUUUUCUUCACUUUUUUUCAAAAAAAUAAUUACUGGAUUUUUUUGAAGGCGGAAAAAUUCUUGCAUGAUCUAAAAAUAACCUUAAAAACUCAUUUUUGCAUCCAUCUUUUUGAAACGGGUUGCUCAGUUAACACUAAAACCUUUUUUUAAACUCACUAUAUUUUCUAUGAUUGCCAUUAAACCUAAUAAAAACUUUGAAAGAAAGACCAUCUUUGGAUCAAGUCACCAAACUCGGAAAAAAAGCAAUUUUAUUUUUCUUAACAAUUUGUAUUCUAGACCCGUCUUCAGGUGCUCACCGCUGGACUGCAUCCUCCAGAAACUUGGGCAGAGUGGAAUAAACCUGUCUUCGAAAAUUGGAGCCCCGUUCCCUACACAAUCAACGACGCCAUGUUGCGCAUGUACUCUGUGUCAGAAUGCAAGAAGAAUGCCGUCGGUUAGUUUUGAUCCAACAAAAAAAAAGUCGGCGUCUAUGUGCGUUAAAGUCUGGAAGUCGAUAGACAAUGAAGAACAGCCGCAACUCAAACAACUUCUGACGGAAAAAGCCCCGCUUCUCGCCUACUUUGAGAAAAACACCGGCUGGAACAUGUCCAACCUGUUGAACGCCCAAACUCUCGCAGACAAUGUGCUAGAAAUGGUGACCCCGAAGAAUUUGACAAAUAAAAGAAAAACCUAGUGUCUCCACAAUGCACCAUUGCCCGAUUGGAUCACUGCUCCCACUGCAAACUUGACCUCCCAAGAGUUGUUAGCCGAAAUCAUGAGCUUCUGUGAGUUGAUGAAUUCCAACUGGCAUGUUUAAAGACGAUGUUUUGAAAAGAAUAUUGUUUUCUCUUGAUGUUUUAAUAACAUUUUUUCCCAGUUGAAUGCUCUUCAAAACUUUCCAGCCGAAGCGCACGAGGUUGCCUGUGCUAAUUAUCCUCCUUGUCGCGACCUGAUGGCCGGCUAUUGGCUCAGCGACAUUCUCAGCAAACUCAACACGGCCAAUAAACAAAGCGAGGUGAAACUCGUCGGAUACUCAUCGGUUUGUCGUUCUGUUUCGCUCAGAAUUAUCCAACCAUCAGCAUUCCCAAGCGACUUUAUCAAUCAUGAAACUAUUGGGAAUGAACAAAAAUGAAGUGAGAACCUCCGCUGGAUUCGUGAUCGAGUUCAGGUCAGUGUAAUGAGAAACGGCGAGCACAGAAAAAAUUCAGAAAGGUACCGUAUCCGUCUGUGAGACUGCUCAACCACGACCCAAACCCGAUAGACACUCAUGUCAUCUAUCCAGUCAGCUGUCACUUUCUCUGACCAAUUUGAAAACAAUUAAGGCAACGCUCGUCGACUCUUUGAAAGCAUAUCAAGACGCGGAUGGGUUCAUCAAUUUGGCAACUUUCUCCAACUACAUUCGUCCUUUUGUAAGUCUAGAGCAUUUCCUGGUAUAAAAAAGUCUCGCUUCCAGGCCAAAGCUAACUGGAAGUCUGUCUGUGGAAUCACACCGUACGCUUCUCCGCACAUUACAAACAUUCAGACAAUUUUCUUAAAUACGACAAUUUUCUCUUAA
Molecule: messenger RNA, 2097 nt
Organism: Caenorhabditis auriculariae
Lineage: Eukaryota; Metazoa; Nematoda; Chromadorea; Rhabditida; Rhabditidae
Source: the annotation of a GenBank genome assembly